AUGUUAUCUCCAUUCAAAACUGUUGGAAAAUAUUUUCACGAAUCUACUAGUAAUAUCCGCAUUAUCGUGCAACCACCACUGCCCGCCACUACUGGAAAAAGAAAAUCGGAUGAUUCGGAUGAGGAAAAUGAAAGCAAAAGCAGUAAAAAAAUGAAACUAAAAGAUGUUUCCCGUAAAAUCAUGGUGAACAUAAAGAAACUUGAUGGGAAUCCUGCUGUUUACUCAAACCCUCAAAACUUCCUUUCAUUACCAUUCCCAUAUCCUAGUGAGCGAAGACCAACAGAUAGAUUUACUAUUAGCAAUGAUGGCCUCUUUACCUUCAUGGGAAGAAAAGCAUUCAGCAACGUUCUAAGCCAAAUUAACAUGCUUAAACCAUAUACCGGUUAUAUGAAAAUGUUUAUUUAUGGCACAGUUGGGUAUGGAAAGUCUUAUGUUCUCACAGCAAUAGCUUGCUAUCUUCUCCGGAGCGGAAGGCGUGUUGUAUAUCUUCCUGAUUGUCGCGAACUGGCUGUAAACCCAGUAGAAUACAUCAAAUCGGCCUUAUUUCUCACCUAUGUGGAUGAUGAUGCGAAAAUAAGCGAAAUUAAUGCCUGUGAAAAUUUUGAUCAAAUCAUAAAAUUUUGUGAAUCAUUGGAUGAGAAGUUAUAUUUUAUUGUAGACCAAAUGAAUGCUCUGGACGAACUUGAUAAUACCGGAAUUAACUUAGAAAAAAAGCGACAUGUUAAAGAAAAUAUUAAUAUAUUGUGCUGGGCUCAUUAUUAUAUUAAGAGUUCUUCAGCAAACAAUAGAUCGGCAUUGCACCUUAGGCAAAAGCAAACAGGCGAAUUGAAAAUUACACUUUAUGGAGGGUUCGAUGAGGAGGAAAUGGAAGAGUGGUGGAAGGAGCAUAAUUCCGUUUUGCCAACAAUGAAUGAUGAGCAGAAGAAACAAAUUGAAGAUAUCACCGGAAAAAUUCCGCUCUUCUUAAGCAUUUUAUUAGAGUCUGGUUGCAAGAAUUUUAAAAAUGUAUUGGACCACUUAAAUCAACAAUUAACAUCAAAGAUACAAGAGCCGAUGACGAACUUUUCAGACACUAUACCAGAAGGAAGACGGGAAUUUCACGUCGACUUGAUGUCAUCGUUCCUGACAAAAGGAUAUCCUCCAAGUGGCUACGGAGUUGAUGAUUUUGAUCAUCGCUUCUUUUACAUUGAAAAUAAACUCUGUCAUUAUGUCUGCGGGAUGGCACGGGAUUGCAUGGCGAACCAUCUCUAUGAAAAGGGCAAAAUGGAAGUAUUUACAGAUAUAAAGUGGAUCAGUUGCAUAGAGAAAUUCAAAAACAACCCAUCGGUUAAAGGAUUUUUUGUGGAGAAGGCGUGUAUUGCUAGUAUUUUUAAGAAUGGAAUCAUGGCGAACGGUGUGAAUUUUAAGCCUGACGAUAUGGAAUUUUUUUAUGAUGAAAAACAAAUCCGAUUUUCUUCGAAUGAAGGGAAGUGUAUGCUUUACUUACCACGUUGUUGGAACCAAGAGGCGAUUGAUGUAUUACUGAUUUCGCAAACAAAUAAUAAGUUGUAUGUUGCCCCAGUACAGGUUACCCUUGAUAAGAGUAGUCAUUCAGAUUCUGAGGGAAAAUUUUUCUCCAGUAUUUGGCCGAAUUUAAAAUCAAACUUAUCGGGCUUCGAGGACAGAUUAAAGAUAAUCUUCAUAUGGAUUACAAGCAAAAGUGAUACAGACUUGACAGUGGAAAGUAAGUCUAGAAAAACACGGAAUAAUUCUUUUGAAAUUAAUCCCGAUUACAUUCAGGUAGUACUGGGAUUUAGGAAUGUCAACAGAGAUAUUGAUCAAUAUCUAUCUUAG
Messenger RNA from Ambispora gerdemannii, 1833 nucleotides. NCBI's taxonomy places the organism in Eukaryota, Fungi, Glomeromycota, Glomeromycetes, Archaeosporales, Ambisporaceae. The record is from the annotation of a GenBank genome assembly.